Trichoderma virens Gv29-8 is the source of this 660-nucleotide messenger RNA. RefSeq lists its product as uncharacterized. Bases 1 to 660 code for a protein of 219 amino acids. The record is from RefSeq and is a predicted model, not a curated record. The transcript is spliced from 2 exons. Lineage: Eukaryota; Fungi; Ascomycota; Sordariomycetes; Hypocreales; Hypocreaceae.
AUGAAGUUUCUGACCCUUGUAACCAUUUUUACCGCCACCUGCAACGCCGCUCAGCACUCGCACCGCUCCAUCCGCCAGAUUCGCCACAAGCGCCAAGCCGUUGACCCUUUUUCUCAUAACAAUGAUCCUAUCCCUAAGGCUCCUGUUGUUGAAGCGGUUCCACUGACGGCAGAGAGUGGUACCAACAACGAUAACAAUAACAGAAUCGGUAAAAGACGAGGAAGCAGUGGCAGCAAAAAAUCGGAACAGACAUUGAUCUUGUUUGAAGUUGGAGGCGUGCCCGGAAACGAAUGCCUCACCUUCAGGAAUAAUGGCGAAAUCGUUGAUGCUGCUUGCGUCAACGAAGCUGCAGAUCGACAACUUACGCCAUCGACUUUGAACGGAGCCGACGUGUUAAUUGUUCAGAGAACCUUCAGCAACGGAUUCAGACCUGACUUGGUGGACAAGAAAGUCUGCGUGGGUUUUAAUGGCACGCACUUCAAGGCGGAGGACUGCGAGUCCCAGGAUGUCGAAUUGGUCAGGUUCACAGGCGCUAACUUGGUUGCUUCUGGCGGUGCAUGCUUAAAUGGCCACGAUAAUCUUGCUCAGGUGACAGUGAAUGUAAAUGGUCAGGGAUGCGCCUUGCUGAAGCCUACGGUCGUAACCCCAACACCCCCUUAA